Messenger RNA from Amorphotheca resinae ATCC 22711, 1326 nucleotides. RefSeq lists its product as hypothetical. The transcript is spliced from 2 exons. The coding region runs from base 281 to 1243 and encodes 320 amino acids. The record is from RefSeq and is a predicted model, not a curated record. Lineage: Eukaryota; Fungi; Ascomycota; Leotiomycetes; Helotiales; Amorphothecaceae.
UUAGAAUCUCAUCACCCUUUGUUUAUUCUUUCUUUUGCUAGCUCGUCUGGCGGAAUAAAGGUAGUGUCGCAGGCGAGUGUGCAACUGCCAACAAAGGAAUAUUGCCCUCCCAAGACGUAGAAUUCACCACAGGAACCUGGGCAUUAUUCAAGGCCACUACAGGAAGCAAACAUUGGCACCACUUGCAAACACAAAACACCAAGAGGUUAAAUCAACCAGCGAACCUUGGCCAUAAACCCCGAGGUUAUCAACUUGCGCAUCGACGAACUGAAAAGAUAAAAUGCCCCUCCGCAGACCAGCCAAGCUCACGGUCUCCGGUUUCUCGCCUUUCCAACCGCUAUGCUCCUCGAAUUUAUCUGGUCCUUCAUCUCCAACAAAUCCUCGUACUCCACUUACCCCACCACCCCGUCUCCACCUCCGUCCACUCAUCCCUGGCCCGCCGUUGAGUCCUGAAUUCCUAUCAACUGCACCUCCCACGCCUUACCCCUGGGUUUGGCGCUGCCACCUCUGUCAAUCCGUCUACAGAAUAGGGGUAACGCGCCGUUGUCUCGAAGAUGGACACUUCUUCUGCUCUCUGCCUACUCCACCGUCAUCCCCCGUUGACGACAACUCCGACAACGAGGACGGGACUCAGAGUAUGGAUGGAGAAAUGAAGCGCAAAGAGUGCCACCGACGCGGGAAGAUAAAAAGGGAACGCAAAAAACGGAGACAGCCUCGCCAAGUCCGUGGUUGCAGGAGCGAGUUUGAUUAUUCGGGCUGGAGUCGAUAUCAUAUUUGGCGGAGAGAGGUUGCGACUUUAAGAGCCAAGCACCGGAGGGUAGAGCGUGAGACUGCCAGCUUGGCUGGGGAAGAGAAGAAUUGUUGGAUCAACUGCGAUUUUCCUUCUGAGUGUCAUAAUUCCCGCCUUGAGCUCAUCCGCUCGCAGAGUGCUGCUACGGCCGAAUCUGUUAGAAGCGAACUAGAGGAUGCUCCGGAUACAUCUCUCUCUAGAACCCCUCAUUCACUCGUCUCUUCGGUUUCCGCGGACGAGGAUGAUGCGAACAGCAUGGUUGAAACUGAAGAAAGCGAUAUGGGAUGGGAUACAGAGCUGCUGAGUGUUGAUAUUGGUGUCGAUGGUUGCAAGCUGUUUGAUCGAAAGGAAGAGUGUUCAGAAGGUCGGAGCAGCCCAUUAAAGAUGUUUUUCUUAUCUACUGGGGAGGAACGCGAGAAUGGUAGAGAUGCUGAUAACGAUAGUGACAGCUAGUUCCAUUGCCCUUCUAGGAAAUCAAAUACCCCAGUACUACACGUUGAUUUAGGCAGAAUUAUUCACGUAAAUAGAUGGCGGCG